UCAAAACGGCCAAGCGCAAAAAAAGAUGAAAGAGUCAAAAAAUUUAACCAACAAGCUUUUCGAAUCUCGAGAAAUUACACUCAAUGUUAGUCCUAUUGCGGUUAUAUCCUUAUUCAUACUACUUAUAUCUAUAGGGGUUACUUGGGACAAGUAUAGGCAGCAAGUUACUUGUCAAGUAUUAAAUAAUGGAUGUGAAGACAAAAUCUCGUGGAUCUCUAUUCCUGAUCAUAAAAACGCUGAAAGUUAUCUUUCGUUAGAUAAUGGUGCUUUCGUUUACCGUCAUAUAUAUAUGGACGAAUUUGAAAAGGAAUUUAAAGUAAAGCCAUUAGAUUUUCCGGUUAUUGAUUCGGAUAUUGCUGAUUAUCUUGCAAGGCAUAAUCUUAGAUUCAGAUUAUUAAACAAUACUGAAAUUGAUCAAGAGUUAGUUUCAAAUAUUCUUUCACAGUCAGAGAAGUAUGCUCCUUUGAUAGAUGACGCAAAAUAUAAGGUCGGGAAUGGAACAUAUGUUGAUGAUGGACGAGUAUAUAUUCCUUGGGAAUUCAAUUUUCUUGUGGAUGUUUUGGAUGAUGAUGGCGAAAAAGUGAGAGUUUGUGUUGAUGGCAAAAAUAUGGGAAAUUAUAUGCGAUUCGCUAAUCAUCGUGACAGGUAG
This is a messenger RNA of Racocetra fulgida, 649 nucleotides long. The record is from the annotation of a GenBank genome assembly. Lineage: Eukaryota; Fungi; Glomeromycota; Glomeromycetes; Diversisporales; Gigasporaceae.